This is a messenger RNA of Rotaria sordida, 558 nucleotides long. Lineage: Eukaryota; Metazoa; Rotifera; Eurotatoria; Philodinida; Philodinidae. The record is from the annotation of a GenBank genome assembly.
AUGUUUGGCAUAGUUCUACGAAAUGCUAUUGAACGUGUUAUUAAACUUGAACAAACUGAAAUUCGUGAUCUUUUCACAACAACUAUUAAACAGCUCAAUUCAACUGGAGGCUUUGACAAUCGAACACAUAAACUCAUAACCAAUUUUCUACAAUCGUCUGACAAAUUUGCUAUUUUUGAAAAGGCCAAACACCAAUUGAAUGCUAAUGUUCGUCAAUUGCUUGGUCCAGUUAUUGAACGUGAAAACCAAUUUAAGAAUGAUAUUGAUCAUUUAACUAACAAUCAUCAAGUGAUUGAAGAUUAUCGUCGAAUUUUCGAUGCUUUUAAUAUUACCUUUGGUACGGCUUCAACACAGCGAGCUGAUUUACAAAGAAUCAGUGAACAGCAAUCGAAUUCAGGCGGCAGAUUGUUGAAAAGAACAAUGAACAAUUUUAUUAGUGAAGUAAGCAAGCAAGAACAUGGAAUAAAAAAGAAUAAAUGCGAACGACAAAUGGAUGAAAAUGAUAUCAAACUUGCCGAUAAAUUUACUGAAGCAUUCGUCUAUGUACAGAAACAAUAA